Sinocyclocheilus rhinocerous is the source of this 1230-nucleotide messenger RNA. RefSeq names its product very-long-chain (3R)-3-hydroxyacyl-CoA dehydratase 2-like. Gene Ontology annotation, molecular function: 3-hydroxyacyl-CoA dehydratase activity. The transcript is spliced from 7 exons. Gene Ontology annotation, cellular component: endoplasmic reticulum membrane. The record is from RefSeq and is a predicted model, not a curated record. Gene Ontology annotation, biological process: sphingolipid biosynthetic process; fatty acid elongation; very long-chain fatty acid biosynthetic process. Lineage: Eukaryota; Metazoa; Chordata; Actinopteri; Cypriniformes; Cyprinidae. Bases 84 to 818 code for a protein of 244 amino acids.
UAUACAUGUCAGCAAGGCCACACGCCUUUAUUCACUCACCGGGACCAUUUGGAUGAUCCAGUGUUUCUAAUGCUAGUUCAGUCAUGUCGGCACCUGCCAUGGGGACCAGCAAAACAGCGCACAGUGAUUCCAGUAACAAGAAGAAAAAGGGACCUGGAACGCUGGCCACCGCAUAUCUGGUCAUUUACAACGUGGUUAUGACAGCGGGAUGGCUGGUCAUUGCUGUUGGUCUGGUUCGAGCAUACCUUGCCAGGGGAAGUUACCAUGGUCUUUAUUACUCGAUAGAAAAGCCCCUAAAAUUCUUUCAGACUGGUGCCCUUCUUGAGAUAUUGCAUUGUGCCUUGGGAAUUGUUCCCUCCUCUGUGGUCCUGACUGGGUUCCAAGUGAUGUCACGAGUAUUCCUUACCUGGGCAGUGACACACAGCGUUAGAGAAGUCCAAAGCGAAGACAGUGUUCUCCUCUUUGUGGUGGCCUGGACAGUCACGGAGAUCAUCCGUUACUCUUUCUACACCUUCAGCCUGCUCAACCAUCUGCCUUACCUCAUCAAAUGGGCAAGGUACACGUUUUUUAUCGUGCUGUACCCCAUGGGAGUGGCAGGGGAACUUUUGACCAUCUACGCCGCGUUGCCAUAUGUGCAGAAAACAGGGCUGUACUCCAUCACCUUGCCUAACAAGUACAACUUCUCCUUCGACUACCACACCUUCCUCAUCCUCGUCAUGGUCUCCUACAUCCCAUUAUUCCCUCAGCUCUACUUCCACAUGAUGCGCCAGAGGAAGAAAGUUCUGGGUCACGUGGAGGAGUACAGCAAAGUGGAAUAACUCUCUCCGCAGUUGCCACACACUGCAGACUGAUCGCACCGAAAACGGAAACAAGCGGAUAACCUUUAAAAGCCACACUACAGAUUUUUUUUUUUUUUUUUAAGAAGACAAGGCGUUCUUGUCGAUUAAACAGGCCAGAUUUGCAGAAUGAUUGUUAACGAUACUAUUUUGAUCAAGAACUGUUGCAGUUGGGGAUUUUAGGGAUCCUGUAACUACACAAAUGGCUUUUCCUCAGUUUAGAGGGAGAGAAAUGUCGUUUCCAUACUAAUACAUCAGGUUCUGUGUAAAACAUUUUUACAUUUUUAUUUUUGAUUCUAAAUGUAGAAUUACUGACCAAAUAUUGUAGCAGAUAUCACUCAGACAAAGGGCAAAAAUAUAGUUAGCUGCAUCUGGUGGCUUUAACCAGAAAAAA